AUCCCUCUGUGCAUGUAAUCAACACCCUUCUACAACAGCAGACUUCAUUCACACACACCCGGUAUUCCAGACUUCCACUCCACAGUCCAUAUAUACUGAAGGAGAGUUUUGCCAAAAGAAAUAAACCUUUUAUUUUCGCGUAUAUAUGUUCUAUUAUAAUAAGUGAAAACAUCCCUGGGAAUUAAAGGUCUAUCAAGCUGUGGUGUUAAUGAUGUCACACUGCUCUUUAUAAAGCCAGCCUUGCCUGCAUUUGAGAAGGUCACAUAUAAGUCUGGUAUCAGCGAGCAAAGAGUUUCCAAUGGACUUGCAUAGAACAGCUUUCAAGAUGGAGAAUUCUUCCUACCUCCCUAACCCCCUUGCAUCUCCAGCUUUGAUGGUCCUUGCCUCCACAGCAGAGGCUAGCCGAGAUGCCUCUAUCUCUUGCCAGCAGCCUAGACCUUUUGGAGUACCCGUCUCAGUGGACAAAGACGUCCACAUCCCCUUCACCAAUGGUUCGUACACCUUUGCUUCAAUGUACCAUCGUCAGGGUGGGGUGCCAGGGGCCUUCCCGAACCGAGAUUUCCCCCCUCAGCUGUUGCAUCUGCAUCCUCAAUUUGCACCUCCAAACCUGGACUGUACCCCCAUCAGCAUGUUGAACCAUAGUGGUGUUGGGGCAUUCCGGCCUUUUGCCUCCGCUGAAGAUAGAGACAGUUAUCAAUCUGCCUUUACGCCUGCCAAAAGACUAAAGAACUGCCAUGAAACCGAAUCCCCCCAUCUGAGGUUUUCAGACUCUGAGGGCAAGGAAUAUGAGUUCACAGCCCAGCUCCCAUCCAGUUCCCCCAGCUCUCUAAAGCUAGAUGACUCUGGAAAAAAGGUCUUUGCUGUAUCAGGUCUCAUCUCUGACCGAGAAAAUUCUGCAAGCCCUGAAGAAAGUCGAAACGAAAGAUGCAAGAAGAAGGCAACUCUGUACGAUACUCAAGCUCCAAUAUGCCCCAUCUGUCAGGUACUGCUCCGUCCAAGUGAACUACAGGACCAUAUGGAACAAGAGCUGGAAAAGCUCACUCAAAGCAACUUAUGUAAGCACUCCAUGUUGAAGGACAGCACACUCCAAGGGACUGUGAAGCCUCUUAGCACAACUGCUGACCUGCACAACACCCUUUCUUCAAGUACAGAAAGAAGAAAAGGAGGGAGAGAACAGUCAGUUUUGCUAUCAGCACCAAUUAAAAGGGAAGGGGAGUCACCUACAGCGUCACCUCUCUCUGCAGACGACACUCAUCACUCCGACAGAUACCAGACAUUUUUGCGAGUAAGGUCCAACAGGCAAGCAAGGCUGAAUGCACGGAUAGGGAAAAACAAGAGGAAGAAGGCCUCAGAGGAUGGCCAGGUAUGUCCACUAUGCAAUGAGACGCUUUCUGGAUCUAUGGAGGAGAUGAGUAGACAUGUGGAAGCCUGCCUGGACAAGAGAGAUGGUUCUUACACAAAUGAUGAUGAAUCUGUGGACAUAGAAAAUGAGAGUGCAAGUGGGAACAGAUUUGAAGAAUAUGAAUGGUGUGGGCAGAAGAGAAUACGCGCUACAACCUUAUUAGAAGGUGGUUUUCGAGGAUCUGGGUUUGUCACCUGCAGCAGUAAAGAAAAUCAUGACAGUGAUGCAGAUCUUGAUGUGGAUGGAGACGACACCUUGGAGUAUGGGAAACCACAAUACACAGAAGCAGAUAUUAUACCAUGCACUGGAGAAGAACCAGGGGAGGCCAAAGAGAGGGAGGCACUACGUGGAGCUGUGCUAAAUGGUGGAACUCCAAGCAAUAGAAUAACACCGGAAUUUUCCAAAUGGGCCAGUGAUGAAAUGCCCUCAACAAGUAAUGGAGAGAGUGGAAAACUAGAAAUGCAGACACAGAAGACAUGUAAAAACAGCGAGAUUGAAAAGAUAUCGGAAGAUGCAACUGUAACGACAAUUGAAGCACUGAAAGCCCGCAUCCGUGAAUUAGAACGACAGCUGUCCCGUGGGGAUAGAUAUAAAUGUCUUAUUUGUAUGGAUUCCUACUCGAUGCCCCUUACAUCAAUCCAGUGCUGGCACGUUCAUUGUGAGGAAUGCUGGCUCAGAACAUUGGGUGCCAAAAAGCUGUGUCCACAGUGCAACACAAUCACAUCCCCUGGAGAUCUCAGGCGCGUGUAUUUGUGAAGAAGUAGGAUAUGGAAGAGAGGCCACAGUUAUCCUGAGGUCUAGUUAGACACAAUGCCUCGCAGCAGGAAGAGGACCAUGGACAUUUGUGGGGUAGCACCAAAAAAAGUGUACAAAUAUUCCAUUUUUGUUUUUCUCUUAAAUGUUUGGAAGAAGAGAGGCAACCCAUCCAGGUGGAAAACUUGGUAAUCCUGUUAGUUGUACCUUUAAAAAAAAAGGAUCCCCAAUACCCAUCCGAGUUUUAUCAGAUGAUUGAUGCUCUGAACUUAUACACAAGCUCCUCCCUAAUUCUGGUUCUGGAAGCUACGUCUGCUAGAAGACAUUCUGGGCUGUACAUUGUGAAUGGACCUGUACUGUGUUCUAUUGUGGUGUUAUAGUGACAAAAAAAAGAUGAAGCACAUGUAAUAUAAAUUAUGUAUGUUUACACCAUUGAUUGUGUAUAAAUGGAAUAGACUUAUGAACAGUGCAUACUAAUAAGUCCUUAAUCAUUUUGAGAGAAAAAAAGAGAAGCGAUACGCAUUAAACCUUCAGUAAUUUUUACCCGACUGCCUAAGAUUGAAGUAUCUGGAGCUGUUGGUUAAAAAUGAAUCUGGUAUAAUGAAUAAUUUGUGGUGUAUAUUUCUCAUUCAGAGUAAAGGAACAGCUUUGGUAAUGGCUGUAAUAAUACCCAUAACUUAAAUGCUAAAUGAUGUAGACAAGUUGGCUUGUCUUAGUUGUAACAAAUGGGCUGCUUGUACUAGAAGCCUGACCCAUUUUAAAUAUCAGGCAGCCGCAGCAGCAGUCCACUGAGGGAAAAAUAGGCUGAGCCCAAUGUAGAGGCCACGGUCCACUCCCUGAACUGUAAGCUGUGUUUGUUCUUGUGGACCAGCGUUGUGCUGUGUGUCUCAGUUGUACCAGAAUAUGUAACCAGUUAUAAUGUUUGUUCUUCAUGUGAAAAUUCCUGGAAUAUACUCAAGGAUUUGAAGGUAGAUUUUGAAAGGGAUGCAGAGCUCUCGUGAUACAUAGUUGCCUGCAACAAUUUGGCAUCACUGCCCCUCUCAAACAUGGUAACUGAAUUGGCUUCAUCCACUGUUUCUGAACAUCUUUCCAGUGUUACCAGUUGUUAAAGUUUGUACAGCCCAUCAUUAUACGUCUCCCAGUUUUAGUGUUGUGUCUUGUUAAUAAGGUGGUUAGACUUUGGUUCCUGAUUCUCUUCUGUAUCACAUUUAUGCUACAUUCUGGGACGAUCACAAAGACGUGCAGCUUGUAAUUUCAUAUAAAAUGCUUGGCUCCCAAGGAACCAAUCAUAAAACAAGUGGAGCCAUUAAAAUCCACUCAAUUCUUUACAAAAACACUUGUGGGCUAUGACAACCCACAGGUCUAAAAAGAAACAAAAAUAUUACUGAUUUAUUGUAGAAACUGACCUUUGGUGUAAAAGGAAUCUCCUGGCCAGAGGGCUAUAUGAUACAAUUUAAAUGUAACAACUGUUUUGACGUUGGUUGGACAUAGUUGCAAUUCCUUACAAUUUUAGUUCCUUUUUUUUCUCUUUAAUGACCAGUUGCUGUUUUGAUGUUUCCAGACAUCCCAUAAACGCUGGACUUUUUUUAAAAACAACGAUUGCCACAGUUCAUGUAAUAUGGCUUUAAUGAACAAAGCUUGAAAUAUCCAUUAACACACUGGCAUUUGCUAAUAAAAUAUUCAGAGUCCUUGCAAAAUAAAUUGUGGUUGUCUGUGCCAGUACAGAAGCAAAUUAUUUAAUUAUAAGGUAUUUUCUGGUUUGCACUCUAUGUGUUGUUUAUUCUGAGGAAUUAAAAAUCAUGGGGUCUAUUUUAAGCAAUUACAUGCAAGCAGGUAUUAGACUAUUGUUUGCUUAAAAAUACUAACAAGUGUCAAAUCUGGACAUUCCAUGGCACAUAAUUGUAAAUAACCAUUUAAAUUUGGGUGAUAUUUUGAUCAAUCAGACAGGAUAAAAUUUUCUUUAAUUGUUAAAUGCUGAGAGUAUGAAGUUAAAUAACAGCAGUAGUGUUGAGCUAGAAACUCCAUAUGAAACUGUUGUUAAAACUGAUAGCAAUGUGCAACCUACCAGACAACCGACCUGAUCUUCAUUGAUGGCGUUAUCAAGGUUUGUGAUGCAAAUACUGAAGAAGAAAGAAGUGCAAUCUUCGCAAUGGGUUUGUGAUGCCAUUUAUUUUGUGAAACACAUAGAUUAUGCUUAGUUUUAUUCAUUGUCAUUGUUUCUCCGUACUAUAGCCCAAAGUAGUGAGCUUUAUUGGGGGGAAACAGCAAAUGGGUUAUUCAUGUAGUUUAAAAAUAAUAGAAGUAGCAUUCUGGGAAUGGCAGUGAUGACUUGGAAAGUAGAACAAUUCAUAACUACCCAUGAAUGAGCUAAAUUAACUACAAUAAAUUGGCAGUAUCGUCAAGUAAUUUUCAUUUAGGUUUGUUGACAAGUGUUUGGGCCUCUAGGCUCAUUACAUUUGCUGUUUGUUUUUGCUAAGUGGAAAUGCUGCCUCAUAAGUUUCUUUCAUUCCAUUUCAUAAGGUACUACAAAUGAAGAUAUUCAAGAGGCAAAAUAAUUAACAAUAAGAAUUGCUGCUUUUCAUGUUCUCCAUUGAGUUCCUUUCAUGCAAAACCUUGUCCUCUUAUUAUUUCCAUAAUCUGUAAUGCACAGAUUUAUGUGAAUGAUUCACUAAUGAGAAUUAUGGCCAGAUGUUUGAAUACUCUUUCCAGUGAUACUUGAGGAUUGGGAGUCUGCCCACAGAUUUUUAUUUUCUUUUACCUUUCUGCACUGCACUAUUCCUUUGAAACUAUUGAUCGGGAGCUAUGUGAAAGUAACAUUGCAACUAGUCCUGAGAUUUUUUCCUCCACCCCUGCAGUGAAGAAACUUGCACUAUUUUUCAGACCCUGUUCUAGCCAGAGCCAGUGUGAAAGCAAGAACUUAGCAAGUAAAUAAAGUCAUCCUUAUCAUCCAGUUUUCUUUUAAUCCCUGUUUUAGACAAAUAAAGCAGAAGUCUUGCUUUGCUGUUUUUUCAAAUUUGUUGAGGAUGGAAUACAAGUUGACAGGAUGAAAAUGGUUAUAUAAUUUUCUGUACGUAACUUUCUGGUUUCAAAAUACGUGUUGUGAACAUCCACAAGUUAAUUUAAUCAUCUGAUGUUUGUUGCAUAUAAGUUGGUUAUUGUACUCAAUUCUUACAGACUAUGCUUAUUUUGUUUACCACCUUGAUAGAACUUCUCAGUGUUAGUAAGGGGCUGAAAGUUGGAUAAAGUUGAAAGGAGCUGACAUACUAAGAAAAGAUAUAUUAGUUGGAGUUUUUCUUCCUUGUUUGGUUUUCUUUAUUGAAACUCUUCUCUGCAAGUGUUUCUUUCCACCUUUUAUGAUGGUGCAUCUGUUUAUGGUGUCACUGCUAACAAAAUCGCACUAAGCCUUAUGCUAUUUAAGGUAGAAUUGUCUUUUACAAUUUAUGACUUAUGUAUAACAUCCAAUUCAGGCUGCAGAUCUAAUGGCACUGUUGAAUUCCAUUGUGUUUCAAAAAUCUUUUCCAGCCAGGUGUGUUACGAUGCUUGUCGAAUCUGUCAAAAUGCUUCCCUGCAAUCAGCAUUCAGAAGACUUGUUUCAAAUGAUCAUGAAGAAGGAUUUAACUGUAUUAAUUCCACAUUAACACCAUAUUUCUGAAGAACUACAUAACUUCCCAAUCCAUUCAGUACCAGACCUGUAAACAAUCAGGUAAAGUGAGUGAUUUUAAGAGGCAAACGUCCCUUGGAGAUGCAGUGGCAAACCUGAUAUGGAGUUACUUGUCAAGAUACUGAUUAAGUUAAUCAGCACUUGCAGCUAUUUCCUCCCUUCUCUUUAACAACCCCCAUCCCAAAAAAAGUGGGCACAUUGAAAUAAAUUCAAUCCACUUUUGUGUCAAUUGCUCAAUAGCAUAACUGAAUCAAAAUGCCAGGUUAUACAGAUGCCGAAUAAAACAGUUCCCACACUACCUCUCAUAGUUUUCUAUCUUCUGGAUGUACAUGACAUUUAAUAAAGGUACAUUCAUGUGGGGCUAUAUUUCAUAACAAACAUCUUUUGCAGUUCUUCUUACAGUGAAAUGAACUGGUGACGUUGGUGUGUGAAGACAAUAAUUAUUUUCCUUAAAGUUAAUUUGAUAAUUAUGUCCAGAGUAAUGGCAAAAGAACUUUAAUCAGAAUAUGGCAUGGUAUGUUGAGUUUAGAUUGAGAUGAGAUGGUUCUACCACAAGAGUAAUAUUCUCCACCAAGAUGUAAUCUCUACUCCUCUGUCCCAUUUUGCUUUGGAUCCACAGGCAACAUCCCAUGACAGAAGUCAAGUAUCCAUUAACUAUAAUUUGGUUUGCUAACACAAUUGUUCCUCCAUUUGGAAGAUAUGUAUUUUUUUCCUAUCUUUUCGCAUCGCCCUGAAGCAAAUGAAUCAUGGGGUGGGAAUUUGGUUACUAUGGGGAGGUUUAGGGUGGAAGCUGGGAUUGCUGAACUAAUUAUGUGCUCAGGUUGGGGUUUCAUACAUUUUCCUAAUGACAUACAAGGUCAUUCAAUCCUUUGGAUCUAUGCCAGCUUUUGGAGCAAUUCCAUCACUCCCACUCCCCUACUUUCCUGCAGCCCAGAUAGCCUCUCCAUAUUAAUGCAUUGAUUUUCCAGUGCACCAACAAUAAUAUCUUUACUUUGAUUCCUGUUUAACGUUGAAAUUCUGCUUGAGCCCUAAUUAAGUGCUGGAACCUUAGUGAGAAGUGACUUCAUGAAGCUCAGGAUAUAACAGCACGUACGAGGAUUCUGAAGAUCUAACAAUAGAAGUGAACUGUGGAAUGAGCAAAAUAAGGCCAAAGAUGUAACAAGUUAGAACUGCAUUUUUAUGAGUGCUUCCUUCCUUCCCGCCUCCCCUACUGAACAUUUAAACAGCAGGACUGCAUUGUGGGUAGAAAAGGAUACUGUAAGGUUGAGUGAUUUAACCACCUUCUGUCUGGUUUGCAAAUGUAAAAUUGAUGCAUUCUGUGCUUGACAUUGGCAUAGACCAAAAGCCUUUUAUUGUAGAAUUUGCGCUUUGUGUCUCCGUGUGAAGCCUGUACCUUAAAAGUAUUGGAUUUCUGAGUCUUGCUGUUGAAAUACUUGUAAAGAAAAUAAUAAAUUUUUUGUAACUC
Hypanus sabinus (Atlantic stingray) is the source of this 7281-nucleotide messenger RNA. It is a transcript of the gene rnf220a, whose product is annotated as ring finger protein 220a. Gene Ontology annotation, molecular function: ubiquitin protein ligase activity; metal ion binding. The record is from RefSeq and is a predicted model, not a curated record. The transcript has 16 exons. Bases 299 to 2158 code for a protein of 619 amino acids. Lineage: Eukaryota; Metazoa; Chordata; Chondrichthyes; Myliobatiformes; Dasyatidae. Gene Ontology annotation, biological process: protein ubiquitination.